CGUCACCCCAGCGCCGCUCCCUCCCUCCCUCCCGGUGAUGGAGGAAGAGGAGGCCGCGGUGGGGAAGAUGAAGCAGUUCCACGGCGGGGUCGCGGUGGGGGUUGGCGGCGGCGGCGCCAGCGGGGCAGGGCUGGAUCCAGAGCGCUGCCGCUUCCCUUACUGCGUCGUGUGGACGCCCAUCCCCGUGCUCACUUGGCUCUUCCCCAUCAUCGGUCACAUGGGCAUUUGUACCUCGACUGGAGUCAUCCGGGACUUUGCAGGCCCUUACUAUGUCUCUGAAGACAACAUGGCUUUUGGGAAGCCUGUGAAAUACUGGAAGCUGGAUCCCAGCAAAGUGUGUUCCUGUGGCCCUAAUGCUUGGGAUACUGCAGUACACGAUGCCUCUGAAGAGUACAAGCACCGUAUGCACAACCUCUGCUGUGACAACUGCCACUCCCACGUAGCCCUGGCCUUAAACCUCAUGCGAUACGACAACAGCACGUCCUGGAAUAUGAUCAAACUUUGUUUCCUCUCCUUGAUAUAUGGAAAGUAUGUAAGCCUAGGGGGCUUUGUGAAGACCUGGCUCCCAUUCGUCCUCUUUUUGGGGAUCAUCCUGAUAGUCAGCCUGACUCUUCACUUGUGAUGAUGGAUGACACCCGCGUCCCCUCCACUCUCUUUUGAAGUCCAGAGUUGAAAACUAGCUUUUCAACCCAGUAAAGCUCGGAGCUGCUGUGCCCUGGAAGCCCUUGGAAAAGAUGUCCGUUUGUGCUUUGUAACAACUCUUCCUUUUAUCUUUUCAUCUUUCCUGCCUUUGGAUGUCCAGGGAUCGGAGUGUGGGGAGGGGAAGCCCUCCAUCUUGUUUCUCACCAAAACUCCUUUGCGACUGAAGGUCCGGUGUGGAUUUUAAAAAAAGGGCAUGGACUUGGGUUUAUAGGGUUUGCUUUGCUUUCCCUUGCAAUGGGUGCCAAGGCAGGUUGCGAAGUUCUUCGGUCUCCCUUGGACUGGGUUUGGACAUCACGAUAACCAACGGUGGGCUAAAUAGUCAACGGUGGGUUGUCUGUCGGGACGUUUUCGUGCCACAGUAGGUUAUUCCGCUGAAAUAAUCGACGAUGUGCGGAGUUGAUUAUUUGAACAACCUUUGGUUAGCGUGUCAUGUGUUGGGCACCGUUGACUAUAUCGUCGCACACGGUUACUUUUUACGAUUGUUACAGAGUCCCCCGGCAAGAGCAAUCAAAGUGGCGACUGCCACUCUAGUCCAGCUGGCAGAACUUGCAAUGGCUGAUGGGAUACCAGCAGGAGGAUUGAGGAGGGGAGAGAGGGUGGGGGAUGUGUCAAUCAAACACACCGUUGACUAAUAGUCAACUUGACACUAGCCUUACUCAACGCCACGGUUGAUUAUAAUCAUGUCAUGUGGGGAGCAGCCCUUCGAUCAUCAACCAUAGAGCUGACUGUUAACCCACCAUUGACUAUUGUGUUGACCGAACGCAGCCAUGGAGUGAUCCAGGACGCCCCUUAAUGGGAAGUGGUGGUGCGCGGCCGCUCUACGUUGUGAGCCGGGAUGGAGGAGCUAUUUUAUCUGCUUGCACUUUGACUGGUCAGUUGCUGCAUUCUUGGUUGUACCUGGAUAUUGGCAACCUCAAGACGAAAGCGAGGCCCCGUUGUGCCUGCAGGCUGGGGCUGCUGUGUGCAAGAUGAGGCUUAACUCCGGCGGCUGCUUUUGCAGAGAGUAACUUGAGCGGGCUCAUUGAGAGUAAAUUGAGGGGCUCAUGCUCCAGCAUCUUCUUGUUCCUUGCCCCAAAGGUGCGUGUUCUUGCUUUUUGUUUUUUAAGCGUGGUGUGCUGGGACGCCUUCUGCUAAAAGCAGCCAAUUUUUCUCAAGCUCCCCACCAGCUCAAGCUGUCGUUGGCGCCGUCAUUGUCGAGGCUGACCUUGACUUGUCCUCGGCAACGCUUCCUGCCAGCGUUCUGUUAAGGCGUCCUAGUCCUCUUCGUUGAACUCCAAUUUCCAAAGUCCCCUCUGUGUGUCUUUGUGUCAAAGAGAUACCAGCCUAAUAGUGAACACGAUUUGGUUUUUAAUAUAGUUCUGUGCUACGCUGUGCCUUGGAAGACUCUAGAAGCAUAACCCAUACCAGGUAAAUGCCUGAUCUCUCCCAGCAAGGGUACUGAAGCUAGAAGCUCUACCAGUAUGGAAUCUUUCCUUGGGGGAAUAAUAUCAUUCACUCUAGGUCCACAUUCUUCCAUAAGGCUUCCAGAUAAUUUGGGGGCAGUAGAGAAUGGUGUAUGUGUUCACCUUCCGCUUCCAAACAGACUUAAUUGUGACCUAUGGCUUUGCCCGGGUUCUAAUGAAAGGGGCAAACUCUUUGGCCUCCUUCUUUUUAACAGAAGGGGCAUAAAAGGCUGCUUUUAGGCUGCUUGACUCUCCUCUCUUUUCUCCCCUUGCCUUUCCCCAUGCUAAUUUCCACCCAUUCCCCUCCAGUUGGAGUGCCCACCGUGUUGUGCUGUGCUCAGGAGAGGCAUUCUCUCUCCGCCUUACACCUGUGGCUGAGCAGGUCCUCUUGGCGUCUUUUGCUGCGUUCAGCCAUUUUGAGCACGAACAAACGGCAGCUUUAGAGACCCGAUCAAUAAGCUCGAAGCUGAUUAGAGAUCAAAGGUCUGAGAUCAAAGUGAACGCGUGUGGCGUUUCCAUCAAGCUACCCCUGAGCUGCUUCGCUUACUCCCCACCAGGGAGUCUAAUUCUUAUGGAAAUAAUAGACCAAGUCCACUGAUUUGAGAAACUACGCGCGCGCGCGCACACACACACUUCUUUUUCCUAUUUCCCCCACCUCCCUUUUUACAGUGACUUGCCAAAAAGAGCUCCAGGAAGCCUAAGCCAGUUCCCAGAGCUCAUGCUCAAAGCCAACUUCCUUUCUAGUGUACCAUCAGUCUCAACUUGUGUUUUGAGUCAAUUAAAAGGUGCUUUUGCUAGCAUAAUGCAACUGUACAAGCGUUGCCAAAAUGGAAGGCUGGCAGUAGUAACAGGAGGAGCAAAGUUAUUAGAAAUGCUCGUCUUUUCUCUGUUUCUCCACCCCCAUUUUAUGUCCUCAUAAUAGGCGUUUUUCGAUUCUGUGUUCUUGAACGGCCUAAUGAUAAAUCGACAAACCCAAAGACGAAAUCGGGCUAGGAGCAGUAAUAUAAUGCCCCUGGCAAGUUAAGGGCUCAGUUCUGCUAAUGGGCCAAGGCAGCAGUUGUAGAGAAACCUUAGCCGGUCUUGAUUUCACUGGGUUUUGAACCAGGUUCCAAAGGAUUUCUGAGUUGGCAUUAAGGGACUGCCAUGGUUGGCACAUACUCCCGCCCCAAAUUAAAAGCCUGUGGCUGCUGGUCAUCUUUGUUUGCUGCACACCUGGCUGGCAGUCCUGUCUGUAAUGAUUAGGCUGCUAGGAGGGGGGAAAAAGCUUCUGAAAGUGAGCAGGCAAAACCAUGGGAAAAUGUGGGUUAAACAAGGUACAUAGCAGAAGAAUCAGGCUCAUGACACCUUCGUUGUGGGCAUUAAUAAUCUAGCCCAAACGGGCCCUUCUUUCCCCAUGCCUGCCCGGUAACUGCCCAUCUUCAAACCACUGUGUUGCAGUGUAAUGCCACCUUUGGGGGCUGUCUUGUGAGUUAAAAAUUCUACGGGAGGCACACCUGUGUAGGGUUUUUUAGAAACCUGCAAGCCAGUUUUGACUUGCAGUGCAAUGGGUUUCUUGGUGUGCGUACGUGUGCUUGCGCACCGCCGUUGGUUGCAGCUUCUUGACAAAAAACGUACUGGGCGUGUAGACUCAGCAAGGAACAUGCACGUCACGUCCUAGUAUGCUGCGAUCUCUGCGUGGAUUUCACAUGAGAGCGACUUCCAUGUAGGAAUACGGUGAGGUGCAAUGUACUUCUCAAGGUCUCAUGUGUUGAUUUCUUACCUCUCACUUUGAGAUACCCUUAGGUGUAUAUAUGGUAUAUAUACAGGCCUCUUUUUCAUUUUCAUUUUGUUUAGACUUAAGUUUCCGCUGCUGAGAUUCAGUGAACUGCCACUUGGGGUUCUCCCUCUCCCCUCCCCCCCAUUCCCCCCCUCUUUUGCUGGUGAUUAGCCAGGUGGGCCUCUAUCCUUCGAGUUGGUUCUCCAGGGGGUGCUGGAUUCCUUUGUACAUACUGAACUCUGCUGCUGUGAUUUCAUAAUCCUGACGAUAGUGAAAAAUAAAUGCAUUUCUGUUUAUGUCUCCAA
This is a messenger RNA of Elgaria multicarinata webbii, 4205 nucleotides long. It is a transcript of the gene TMEM222, whose product is annotated as transmembrane protein 222. The transcript is spliced from 6 exons. Lineage: Eukaryota; Metazoa; Chordata; Lepidosauria; Squamata; Anguidae. Bases 38 to 622 code for a protein of 194 amino acids. The record is from RefSeq and is a predicted model, not a curated record.